AUGUCUUGUGUUGUACCAGUGAAGUUUGAGCGUUUGCCAGAAUUAGUUAAACCAACACAUUAUGCCCUAACCCUGUCGCCGGACCUUAAAAAUUUCACUUUCCGUGGACAGGAAACGACUGACAUCGAGAUUUUAAAAGGCACGGAUCAUUUGAAGUUGCAUUCAAGUGAAAUUGAUAUCAAAAAGGCUCGGCUUACAUUGAGUGACGGAUCGGUGUUGCAAGAUCUCGAUAUAGAAUAUGAUAAAAAAUGGACAACUGUAACGCUGAAGUUACCUAAGCACAUUUCUCCUCAAAAAGCAAAAAUUUUUUUGGAUUUUGUGGGUGAACUCAAUGAUAAAAUGCGGGGUUUCUACCGAUCAAAAUACAAAGAUGGCAAUGGAAGGGAAUGUUAUUUAGCUGCUACACAAUUUGAAAGUACAUUCGCUAGGCUUGCAUUUCCUUGCUGGGAUGAACCGAUUUAUAAAGCAAAAUUCGAUAUUACGCUUAUAGUGGAUGAAGAACUAACAGCACUUUCGAAUAUGAAUGUGGUAAGCGAAACAAAGAUCGACAAUAAGAAGGUGGUGAAAUUUGCAACUACACCACUAAUGUCAACAUAUCUUGUUGCAUUUGCUGUUGGUCGUCUGGAAUAUAUCGAGAGUAAAACAAAUGGAAAUUGUUUGGUACGGAUAUAUACAGCAGAAGGUAGAAAAAAUCAGGGAGAGUUUUCAUUGGAAGUUGCAAUAAAAGCGCUUGAUUGGUACGGUAAAUGGUUUGGUAUCGACUACCCUUUACCCAAAUGUGAUCUGAUAGCUAUCCCCGAUUUCAGCAUGGGUGCCAUGGAAAACUGGGGAUUGGUAACAUAUCGAGAAGUAACACUAUUAGUUGAUCCUGCCAAAUCUUCCACAAGGCAAAAAUCUCGUAUCGCGCUUGUUGUGGCUCAUGAACUUGCUCAUCUUUGGUUUGGUGAUCUUGUUACAAUGAAAUGGUGGACGGAUUUGUGGUUAAAAGAAGGCUUCGCUUCGUUUAUGGAGUAUAUGUUUGUUGGUGCUAAUUACCCAGAAUUUAAAAUAUGGCUUCAUUUUCUUAAUGACGAACUUGCAGCAGGCUUUGACUUAGAUGCUUUGCGAAGCUCUCAUCCGGUCGAGGUUGAAAUAAAUAAUCCUAAUGAAAUGGAAGAAAUCUAUGAUAGCAUUACGUAUGCAAAAUCAAAUUCGAUCAUCCGAAUGUUGUGCAAUUAUUUGGGUGAAGAAACAUUCCAAAAAGGGUUAUGGAUAUACCUCAAAAGAUUCCAGUACAGCAAUGCAGUCACAGUUGAUUUGUGGAAUGCGCUAAGUGAAGCUUCCAGUCAGAACAUUGAAUCACUAAUGUCAACCUGGACAAAGCAGAUGGGAUAUCCUCUUCUUAGCGUUAGCCAAAAAAUUGAUGGGAAGAAAAGGAUUCUAAAAAUGAGUCAGAAAAGAUUUCUCGCUGAUGGUACCGUUGACGAAAAGAAUUCGUUAUGGCAG
Messenger RNA from Cercopithifilaria johnstoni, 1485 nucleotides. Lineage: Eukaryota; Metazoa; Nematoda; Chromadorea; Rhabditida; Onchocercidae. The record is from the annotation of a GenBank genome assembly.